Hibiscus syriacus is the source of this 684-nucleotide messenger RNA. Its product is annotated as protein EI24 homolog. Lineage: Eukaryota; Viridiplantae; Streptophyta; Magnoliopsida; Malvales; Malvaceae. The transcript has 7 exons. Gene Ontology annotation, biological process: macroautophagy. The coding region runs from base 1 to 684 and encodes 227 amino acids. The record is from RefSeq and is a predicted model, not a curated record. Gene Ontology annotation, cellular component: endoplasmic reticulum.
AUGGAAGAUAUUAAACCCUUGACCAACACUGCGAAAACAAAACUACAACAAGCAUCGGUCUUGUGGGCGGAAGGUUUCAGAGAAUCAUGUUGCCUUCACAGAGUUGUCAUUCUUUGCUGCAGGUCGAGAAAACUUUCGAUAAGAACUGGACAGUGUUUUCUUUUAAAUGGCUUCAUUUUCUUAGGAAGUUUGUUUUUCCUAAACUCGGUUGUUAUCCCAAUACUACACUGGAUAUUGCCCGAUCAAAGGUCUCUGAUCAGUUGCGAAGAAAUACCUGCCUUUGAUGGUGUCUUCAAAUUGUAUGCCUUCUUGCGUGGUUUUCUCAUUCAAUUAUUUUAUGUGUUUUGGUUCUAUCCGUUGUAUGUCUUCAGCCAUAUUCUGAGCAAUCUCUGGUACAACGAUAUUGCUAGGCAUGGUUUUUCGGCAAUGGGAAGAUCCGGGCCUUCUGUAACGGAAUCCUCGAAAAUCGAUGCAUUGACCUUGAACAACAAAGUGAAUGCAACCGGACCUGCUGGCCUCAGACGGGUCAUGAUUGGUAUCGGAGAGCAAGUAUAUUCCUUGCUUCUUUUGGGUUUCUUUUUCUUAGAGAAUUUAGUUUCCGCUUUCCCGAAUGUUUCGAUGUCUCGCAGUCUCGGUGUGCAUGUCUUUCAGUUUGUUCUUAGUGCAACCGGCAUGAUAAGAUAG